This is a messenger RNA of Aspergillus bombycis, 2484 nucleotides long. RefSeq names its product putative phospholipase A2 (PlaA). Gene Ontology annotation, molecular function: A2-type glycerophospholipase activity. The transcript has a single exon. Bases 1 to 2484 code for a protein of 827 amino acids. NCBI's taxonomy places the organism in Eukaryota, Fungi, Ascomycota, Eurotiomycetes, Eurotiales, Aspergillaceae. Gene Ontology annotation, cellular component: cytosol. The record is from RefSeq and is a predicted model, not a curated record. Gene Ontology annotation, biological process: glycerophospholipid catabolic process.
AUGGGUGCUGCGAAGGCAUUGCGUCUUCGCUGGACUGUCCCUCCAGCUGUCCUGAUAGCUUUGGGCAGUGGGGCACUAUACACCACUAGUGGUCAGACCCGUUACUACAAACGCCCAAUACUACAGACCGAUCAAACAGCUCAAUUUUCCACUUCGACGACCUAUCAGGUCGACGACCGGUCCGCAAAGUCGUCAUCUGCUAGCCCACAAAAAAGCCCUUGGGACUGGAGCUCUGAACACAGCUCUGAUCACGGCGACCCGAACUCAAUAUGGACUAACAUCCUACAUAAGUUCGACGGGGUAAAGCAGACGGUGGGUUCAACCGACUGGAUCGAAAUCGACAGCCUUAAGAACUAUAUCAUUCCGGACUGGACCCGACUGCUUCCAGCGACAGUGCAAAAGCUCCAGCGUGAGCUCUCAAUGGCCCCCGGUUCCCUUGCAGAUGAUAUCUGGAAGGAGGCUCACGACCCGGAUAUCAAUCCGGAAAUAUUACGGGAUGCAAGAGUCCGUGUGGGAGGCGAUCUAUGCCGUGAGGAGCUGGAGUUCAGGCGGAAGAGGAGGGAGCAUGGGGUGAAAGCACUUGCAUCGUACUUGGGAAUCCCUGAAGAGGAUAUCCACCCAGACGACGUCCCUAUCAUUGCUAUGUGCGGUUCAGGAGGUGGGCUGCGAGCGCUUGUCGCUGGGACUGGGUCAUACCUGGCUACGCAAGAAGCUGGCUUGUGGGACUGUGUGACGUAUACUGCUGGCGUCAGUGGCAGUUGCUGGCUACAGACACUGUAUCAUUCAUCCAUUACGGGGCGCAAUUUCCAGAAACUGGUGGACCAUCUAAAGCAUAGGCUUGGCGUACAUAUAGCUUUCCCGCCGAUGGCUCUCAAUGCAUUGACAACUGCCCCUACGAAUAAAUAUCUUCUUAGUGGGUUAGUUGAGAAGUUAAAAGGCGACCCUGGGGCAGAUUUCGGACUGGUAGAUAUAUAUGGGAUGUUGUUAGCCGCGAGAUUGCUGGUACCCAAAGGAGAGCUUGGAGUCUCAGAUCGAGAUCUGAAAUUAUCCAACCAGAGAUACAACCUCACCGAUGGGGCUCACCCACUUCCUAUCUACACUGCCGUUCGACACGAGAUCCCAGUCCUUGAGAGCCUUGAAGAAGGCCAUACCAACAAACAGCCGACACCUGAGACAUUGAUGAAGGAGGCUCGGGAUGAAUCGUGGUUCCAGUGGUUCGAGUUCACGCCUUAUGAAUUUUUCUGCGAGGAGCUCGGGGCGGGCAUACCCACAUGGGCUUUGGGAAGGCAUUUCAAUGGAGGGGUCAAUUCAAUUCCCGAGGGACAGUAUCCGAUCCCUGAACUACGUGUUCCAGGCCUCAUGGGAGUUUGGGGGAGCGCUUUCUGUGCGACCUUAUCUCAUUACUACAAGGAGAUACGACCACUGGUCCGAGGCAUUACUGGGUUUUCAGGCAUAGACUCUUUAAUCCAAGGGAAAAAUAAAGACCUGGUCCGAGUUCAUCCAAUCGACCCUGCCACUAUACCGAACUUUGUGCUAGGUAUGAAGGAUGUCUUGCCACCUUCCUGUCCUGAGUCAAUCUUCCGAAGCUCGCAUCUGCGGCUAAUGGAUGCGGGAAUGAGCAACAACCUACCCAUAUAUCCACUAUUACGUCCCGGCAGAGAUGUAGAUAUCAUCCUUGCAUUCGAUGCUUCAGCUGACAUAAAACAAGAGAACUGGCUUUCAGUUGUCGACGGGUACGCACGACAACGAGGUGUCAAAGGCUGGCCAUUAGGCGCCGGUUGGCCAAAAGCGGAUACAAAGUUGAAGGAAGCAGAAGAAAAACUCCGAGAAGCACAAAACAUCUCCGAAGCGGAACUCAACUCAAAGAUCAGGGAAGCUCAAGACAACGACAGAAACCCUGCGAGCAAUGGACAAACCCCAUCCACGGACCCGGGACAGAACCCUAGCAACGGAGAGACCGAUCUAGAUUACUGCAAUGUCUGGGUCGGCACCACACAAGAGAGAGUCUCCGAUGAAGAACCACCGCCAUCAAAGCGUCUUUUCCAACCUAGGAAUAAAGAUCACAAAGAGUCCGAUUUCCACCUGAUGCGCCCUGAUGCAGGUAUUGCGGUCGUAUAUUUCCCUCUCAUCCCGAACCCAGAUGCCCCGGAGCUGCCUCCCAGCUCGUCGCUGAAAAGGUCCCCAGCCCCCGCGCAACAGAAGGAGACAAAGUCCUCGGUGAAUGUUACCGACCCAGCGAAACCGCUAACACCGCAUCCUGGCUCCAUUGAUCCGGACAUUGACGACUUUCUCUCCACCUGGAAUUUUGUGUACAGCCCUGAACAAAUCGACUCGGUCGUUGGACUUGCCAAAGCAAAUUUCGCUCAAGGCGAGGAACAAGUCAAGCGCGUCGUCCGGGCCGUUUAUGAGCGCAAGAAGUCUGACCGACUACGACGGGAGGAGGAAGAGGCCCGACGACGGAUGGAGGGGUUUGUGCCUCUUUGA